GGUUAGACUGAUGCUCUGAUCUCAGAUGACCAACAUUACCAAUGGAGGACUCGUCUCUGCUGCGUCUGCUGGUUCUGACUUCACUGCUGAGCCGCACAACAGACACAGUGUCUCUGACUGUGAGUCCCAGCAGCUCUCAGGUGUUUGAAGGACAGUCUGUCUCUCUGAGCUGUGAGGAGGACGACAGCUCUGCUGGAUGGACUCUGAGGAGGAACACAACCAGAGAGACCAGGACUCAGUGUGGACCUGACUGGGGAAGACCUGCUGGUCCCUCCUGUAACAUCAGCUUCAUGUUGUCCCGACACAGUGGGGUGUACUGGUGUGAGUCCAGAGAGGGAGCAACCAGUACCAGCAUCAACAUCACUGUCCCUGGUGGACCAGUGAUCCUGCAGAGUCCUGUCCUCCCUGUGACGGAGGGACAAGACCUCACUCUGCACUGUAGGACAAAGACGUCCUCCGACCUCCCAGCGUCUUUCUAUAAAGAUGGCUCCUUCAUCAGGACUGGGCCUGCAGGUCACAUGACCAUCCCCCAUGUCUCCAGGUCUGAUGAAGGCCUCUACAGGUGCAACAUCAGCGGUGUUGGAGAGUCCCCCCCCAGCUGGGUCUCUGUCUCAGGGAAACCCUCGACAACAAGCCCUCCUACAUCUCCCACUAGUCCUAAAUCCUUACCUCCUCCCGCCGUUUUCUGGUCCGCUGUUUCAGUCUGUGUUCUGGUUCCUCUGGUUCUCCUGGUUCUCCUGGUUCUCCUGGUGAGACGAUGCAUCCAUCGGAAACCUAGAGCUGCUGACACCGGAGACAACAACACCGACGACGUCACGUACAUCGACGUCCAAAUAGCACAUGACCUGCAACAGCCAAUCAGACGGAGCAGAGAGAGUGAUCCUGCUGCAGUCUACUCCGGAGUGAGGACAGGAGACGUCUGUUAUGGACAAAUAGUGAUUAAAGACAAGAAGACCAACAGGAAGACAGAGAGAGAUCCAGAUCCAGUCUACGCAGCAGUGAGACAAGCAGAAGACGUCAGUUAUGGACAAAUAGUCCUCAAAUCAAACAGGACCAGAGGGUCUCCAGCAGAACCAGAGGUCCUCUACUCCUCCCUGAGGUAGACCUGGACCAGAGACCCCCACACCUCGGUACAUUCAUCUAGACCUGGACCCCAUCACACCAGUCCAAUGGUCCCUAGAGACCCUCACCUCAGAACAAUAAUCUUAUCAAGGUACUGAGGUAGACCUGGACCCCUGCUCCUUCCCAAAUGUAGGACCAGCAGACUC
This is a messenger RNA of Etheostoma spectabile (orangethroat darter), 1268 nucleotides long. RefSeq names its product Fc receptor-like B. Gene Ontology annotation, cellular component: external side of plasma membrane. Gene Ontology annotation, biological process: cell surface receptor signaling pathway; immune response. The transcript is spliced from 9 exons. NCBI's taxonomy places the organism in Eukaryota, Metazoa, Chordata, Actinopteri, Perciformes, Percidae. The coding region runs from base 42 to 1103 and encodes 353 amino acids. Gene Ontology annotation, molecular function: transmembrane signaling receptor activity. The record is from RefSeq and is a predicted model, not a curated record.